Molecule: messenger RNA, 2277 nt
Organism: Corticium candelabrum
Lineage: Eukaryota; Metazoa; Porifera; Homoscleromorpha; Homosclerophorida; Plakinidae
Exons: 19
Coding region: 1-2262 (753 amino acids)
Biological process (GO): DNA integration
Molecular function (GO): nucleic acid binding
Source: RefSeq, a predicted model, not a curated record
AUGGGUUAUAGAGCUCUGAAUGCUCAGACAAUUUCAAAUUCGGCUCAUCCGAUACCAUUGAUAGAAGAUUUGUUGGAUAGAUUGGGCAAUGCUCAUUUCUUCUCUACCCUAGAUUUGAAAUCAAAAUAUCAUCAGAUGCCUAUUAGAGACAAGGAUAAAGAACUGACAGCAUUUGUGGGGACUGUACCAAUGGAAAAGAGGCUGCUCGUUUGGCCUGUCAGGAGCCCCAUCAACAUUCCAACGGAUCAUGACAGUAAUUUGGGUGAUAGUCAAUACGAGGAAAUUAAGACAGUAGGAAUUGUACAGUCUCCAAGCAAGUGUAUUUUUGGAGCUAGACGAAUUGAAUACUUGUGUUAUGUAAUAGAAGCAGGACAGGCACUGGACAUGGAGGACGACGUGGACGAUGGUCAUAUGGGACAAGUGAGAACAUGGGAGAGAGCUCGUAGAGCAGCUUGGUGGCCUGGUAUGAAAGAUGUGAUGACAUAUGUACAAGGAUAUAUUCCAGGAUGUCCUUUGGACAAAGUUCGAAUGGACUUCUGCGACCCUUCAAUUCCAGAUGGAAUGGAGUACAUAUUGGCUAGCCAAGACAUAUUCAGCAGAUACUGUAUUUUAAUACCAACAAGAGAUUGUAAAGCAGAGACUGCUGCACAAGUAUUUCGAGAGAGUUUGGUGUGCCAGUUUGGAAUUCCUCUCAUUGUACAGUCAGAUAGAGGAACAUGCAAUGAACUGGAUGUAGCUCAAUUGGAGGAUAAAUCUAACGUACAAGGGUUUACUGGGGAACGCUGGACAGCUGGUAAGUACGUUUGUGUUCAUGGAACCAACGUGGAUAAGGUCAAUUUACUUAGUACAGUGAGCCUCAGAUUAGAUGACACUUUAAUACAUCUACAAGAACUGUGCUAUGGUUUGGUUGCUAUGGCUACUCAAACUGUAUUACCAAUCUGCAUUCACUCAGUAGAAGGUCAUCUUGAAUUGUUAACGUGGGUGCUGCUUGCAUGUUUUGUUUUUAAAUUUCUCUUACCUGUUCAAGUCUUUUGUCUGUUACUGUACUGGCAAUUGACUAAUGGCGUGAAGGAAGGGCUGAAGAGGAAAGCAGUGUGGGCCCGCACUUCUUUGAAAUUGUUCAAUCGUCUUGACACCAGUGAUGCCCAGCUGCUGACUGUUCUUAUGUCAUUGCGCUUUGUGGCUGAAGCAGUGCCAAGUCUUGUUCUUAAACAGAGACAGGAAGUCAUCACCGAUUUUGUAGUUAUGCUGCUUGCUACUGAUGUGGGACCUGGUACAAAAGGCAGUAGUUGGUGUGAGAAAAGCAAAUUGUCAAGAGAAACAAGAGUAAAGCUGAGCUGUUUGAAGGUUCUGGUGCAUUUUCUUGAGGGCUUGAAUACACAUGAUGAUGCCCGUACAGCAAAGAAGUUUUUUGACAAGAUUGUAGAUUUGCUAGGAACAGCAAUACAAAGACAUGGAGAUCUGAAUGAUACAGGCAUACCAAGCUCUGUUGACUGUGCUUGGUUGAGAUCAACUGCAGCGUCAUCAUUGAUGCAUUUGGCAUGUGGCAGUUCUGCAUGUCGUCAGAGCCUGGAUCCCUACCCAAUAUUUAGUGCCUUUGCACUGAUAGCACAGGACGAUUGUUUUGAGGUUCGACAACGUUUUCUUAUCAAGCUAAAUGGUCUUUUGGUUCGUAAGAGACUGAAGCCACACUACAUGGCCUUUUUCUGUUUUUAUGCUUUUGAAAAGAACAGAAAACUUAAAUCUCAGGCAAAGAGUUUACUAGCAAAGCAAGUUAAUAGUUGGAGAGAGUAUGCAAGAUUGCAGUGUCAAUCGUUAGACAAUGCAGUUCUUCUUCUUCCUGAGUAUGUAGUGCCAACUGUAGUGUAUCUUCUUGCUCACCAUAAUGACUAUGGAGAAAAUGAUCAAUCACUGUAUCGACUGAGAGACUAUCUUUGGUUUUUUCUGGAGACUGUCACUCAUAGAUCAGAUAACCUGGGGUUCAUAAAGAGUCUUCUGGAAAUGAUUAAGUAUACGCAUGAUACUACAGUAUGUGAUGGAAAGGAAGAGCAAGAUGCUGCAGACAAGCGGUUAUAUGCAGUGGCAGAAUUGGCAUAUAUGAUACUUUCAAUGAAGAUCACCAAUUUUCGACAAUUUGAGUUUCCAGGCCGCGCAGGCCUUCCUCCUACUCUGUACAGAACAAAGGAUGAGCAUGUUGUAAUUCAGAAGAUUUUGCCCACUUCCUUCAACAUUUAUCCUAAAAGGGUAAAGAUAUGUUCUUAAUAUACUUUGUAACUG